Messenger RNA from Radiomyces spectabilis, 1181 nucleotides. Its product is annotated as eukaryotic porin/Tom40. Gene Ontology annotation, biological process: monoatomic anion transmembrane transport. Gene Ontology annotation, cellular component: mitochondrial outer membrane. The coding region runs from base 191 to 1042 and encodes 283 amino acids. Lineage: Eukaryota; Fungi; Mucoromycota; Mucoromycetes; Mucorales; Radiomycetaceae. The record is from RefSeq and is a predicted model, not a curated record. The transcript has 7 exons. Gene Ontology annotation, molecular function: voltage-gated monoatomic anion channel activity.
UUUUUUUGAAAUGCCGCCAUUUGGUUUGCCCCACCCCAGAAAUAAACACCCUUUCAUUUGCCCUGGUCGUUUUCUUUUUCACUUUCUCUUUUUAACCCAAACACAACCCUAAUUGAAGGUACGUCUUUUUUUUGCGUCCUGUAGUACAAAUUAUCUCUACACAACCAUGCUGACUCGUUAUGCUGUAUAGAUGUCUGUCCCUGUUGCUUUCAACGAUAUCGGCAAGCCCGCCAAGGAUCUUUUGACCAAGGAUUACCCCGUCGGUGGUGUCAAGCUCGAAGUCAAGACCACCGCUCCCAACGGUGUGACUUUCAAGGUCAACGGUCAGAGAGACAACAAGACUGGCAUCAUCGUUGGUGAUCUUGAGACCAAGUAUGCCGACAAGGCUAAGGGUAUCACCUUCACUGAAGCUUGGACCACCUCCAACCACUUGAACGGCAAGAUUGAACUUGAGAACAACCUUGCUAAGGGUCUUAAGCUCGAAUUGUUGACUUCCCUUUUGCCCUCUGUCAACGAAAAGGCUGCCAAGAUCAACGCCACCUACAAGAAGCCCAACAGCCACACCGUUGCCACUCUUGAUAUCUUCAAGACCCACUUCAGCGUCAACUCUGUUGUCGGUCAGCAAGGUUUCCUCGUUGGUGGUGAAGUUGCCUACAACGUUCUCGAUGGCAAGAUCAGCCGCUAUAACGCUGCCAUUGGCUACUCUGCCCGUGAAUACGGUGUUGCUAUCCACGCCACCAACAACUUGAGCCACUAUGCUGCCUCUUACUACCAUCGUGUCAACAGCGAUCUCGAGGCUUCCGGUAAGGCUGCCUGGGACUCCAACGGCUCCAACGCUGUUGCCCUCGAAGUCGGUGCCAAGCUCCAGUUGGACCCCUCUGCUUUCGUCAAGGGUAAGAUCUCCAACUCUGGUGUCCUCGGUGUCGCUUAUACCCAGGCUCUCCGCCCUGGUGUCAAGAUCAACCUUGGUGCUUCCAUUGAUACUACUCGUCUCAAUGAGAACGCUCACAAGCUCGGUCUCUCUUUCACUUUGGAAAACUAAACUGCUUAUGUCGUUAUCUAGAAGUAGAAAAGGCAUCUUUAAGGAAAAGGCUUUGUGGGGUUUCCUCUCGUUCCCUUUGCUUAUGCUUUGUUUAAAUGAAUCUUACUCUAAAUAUAUGCCACUUUACUCCUUAACUUUA